Molecule: messenger RNA, 1167 nt
Organism: Peronospora matthiolae
Lineage: Eukaryota; Oomycota; Peronosporomycetes; Peronosporales; Peronosporaceae
Source: the annotation of a GenBank genome assembly
AUGCGCAUGUCGAAAGAAGCGGCUACGAAGACGUUGUUCAUUGCGUUAAACAUCCAGCAAACAGCAACCGCCUCCAAUAUGCUUACGCGCUGCCUCGUGUUCUUCGCCUUCGUGGUUGCGAAUGACAUUGUACUCGAAGUCGCUGCUUUUGACCUGAGCAGCGUCGAUCGUCUGAACUUGACUUCAUCAGGAGACGUGUCGGUGCCUGAUGCGGUUAGAACCAAGCCCUUGCACGACGAUGACGACGAGGAAGAGAGGGGCAUUGAUAUUUCCUUACUGCUGAAGCACGCAGUAGAUUGGAUUUCGGGGCCUUUCAAACAACACCUUCCUGCCGAUAAAUUGCCCGGCUUGAUGAAGAGCGCGGGACCUGAAGAUUUUAAGAUUUGGGCCCGCAACUAUAAACUCCUCCACGGAAGAGGAUUCCAAAAGGAUGACGCGAAGGCUUUGGAACAACUCAUGCAAGUGAAAAAGCACGAGGACUUGGUCAAGUUGUUCUUCUGGCUUGGAACCCAGAAACAGGGAGGCCUGUAUCGCGCUGAACGCUUUCAAAAGAUGCUUUUCGAGAAGACCAAAGGAUCGAUGUCUGCGUUAAUCGCAAAGGGGUGGCUGAAAGACAAGAUGCAUCCCGACGACGUAUACAAGACUGUAUGGCAAUGGGAUGGUGGACGAGAAUUGUGGCUUCGAUACACCGACUUGUACAGGAAGUUGGAGGGUGCCGAACCUAUCUCCGUGGAAACAAUACUGAGACUUUUGAAGGAAAGGUAUUUGCACGACAAGGCGGUGUAUAAUGGAUACUACUUUCAACAAGUCAUGAAGGAUCAUAAGGAUCUGGAGCAGCUCGCGGGGGAGAUGCAACAACUCCAUUUCAAGCAUUUGAUUGAAAAGGACAGAAUGCGUCCCUAUAAAUUCGCGUAUAACUUCGAGACCUACAAAUCUGUACCGGCUCAUUACAAAUCUAUCACUAGUGCCGAAUUCCUCGCUUUCAAAGCCUUCACCUUACAAUAUGCCUCUACAAAGGGUGAGAAGAUGCGACGGGCGGCGGAAAAGUUGUUUACCAAGAUCGACGCCAAGAACAACAUCAAAAAGCACCUCAAGAGCGACGCGGCUGAACUAGAUCAAUUCAUCAAGAACCUGGAAAGAAGUGACUUCGUCUUAACUGUAAAAUAA